CUGCUGGGAUUACAGGCCUGAGCCACUGCCCGGCCUCGCUUGCCGAAUGAAUGAAUGCAUGCAUGAGACCCGUUAUCCUGCAGGUCGCCAGGAGCUCGGUGUUGAAGCCAGAGUGGGAUCACCUUGAAGCCCUCAGCCGCGCGGGGAAUGAGAUGGUGACGGGAAUUAUGGGCCAGGGACACCGCGGGUGUAGACGCACGCAUCCCCGCGUGGAACCGGAGGGGUCUGGCCGGGCCCCAGCACCUGGUCUUCCUCGCGUUCCUCCUCUGCCUGCAGGUCCGCCGCCAUGGGGACGCCCUGGCUGCGCGCGCUGCAGCUGCUGCUCCUGCUGGGCGCGUCAUGGGCGCGGGCGGGCGCCCCGCGCUGCACCUACACCUUCGUGCUGCCCCCGCAGAAGUUCACGGGCGCCGUGUGCUGGAGCGGCCCCGUGUCCGCGCGGGCGACGCCCGAGGCCGCCAACGCCAGCGAGCUGGCGGCGCUGCGCUUGCGCGUCGGCCGCCACGAGGAGCUGCUGCACGAGCUGCAGAGGCUGGCGGCGGCUGACGGCGCAGUGGCCGGCGAGGUGCGCGCGCUGCGCAAGGAGAGCCGCGGCCUGAGCGCGCGCCUGGGGCAGCUGCGCGCGCAGCUGCAGCACGAGGCGGGGCCCGAGGCGGGCCAGGGGGCGGAGCCUGCCGCGGCGCUGGCGCUGCUCGGUGAGCGCGUGCUCAACGCGUCCGCCGAGGCUCAGCGCGCCGCCGCCCGCUUCCACCAGCUAGACGUCAAGUUCCGCGAGCUGGCGCAGCUCGUCACCCAGCAGAGCGACCUCAUCUCCCGCCUGGAGCGCCUGUGCCCGGGGGGCGCGGGCGGACAGCAGCAGGUCCUGCCCCCACCACCACUGGUGCCUGUGGUUCCAGUCAGUCUUGUGGGUAACACCAAUGACAGCAGGAGGAGGCUGGACUCAGCCCCAGAGCCCCGGAGAGACCAAAUCCUGAGACAGCAGGAGCCCCUGGCUUCUCUCAUGCCUGCAGUUCACCCUGCUGUUCCUACCAAGCCUGCGGGCCCAUGGCAGGAUUGUGCAGAGGCCCGACAGGCAGGGCAUAAACAGAGCGGAGUGUAUGAACUGAGAGUGGGCCGGCGCGUGGUGUCAGUAUGGUGUGAGCAGCAGCUGGAGGGUGGAGGCUGGACUGUGAUCCAGCGGAGGCAGGAUGGUUCGGUCAACUUCUUCACUACCUGGCAGCACUACAAGCUGGGCUUUGGGCAGCCAGACGGAGAAUACUGGCUGGGCCUUGAACCUGUGUAUCGGCUGACCAGCCGUGAAGACCAUGAGCUGCUGGUGCUCCUGGAGGACUGGGGAGGCCGUAGAGCACGUGCCCACUAUGAUGGCUUCUCCCUGGAACCCGAGAGUGACCACUACCGCCUGCGGCUUGGCCAAUACCAUGGUGAUGCUGGAGAUUCUCUUUCUUGGCAUAAUGACAAGCCCUUCAGCACCGUGGAUAGGGACCGAGAUUCCUAUUCUGGUAACUGUGCCCUGUACCAGCGGGGAGGCUGGUGGUACCAUGCCUGCGCCCACUCCAACCUCAAUGGUGUGUGGCACCGUGGCGGCCACUACCGAAGCCGCUACCAGGAUGGUGUCUACUGGGCCGAGUUUCAUGGCGGGGCAUACUCUCUCAGGAAGGCCGCCAUGCUCAUCCGGCCCCUGAGGCUGUGACUCUGUUCCUCUGUCCCCUAGGCCCCAGGGGACAUUGGUCAGCAAGAGCCCAAGUUGUCCUGGCCACACUUUCUUUGUGGCUCAGUGCCAAUGGGUCCCACGGAACUUCCCCUCCGUGGAUCUGUGACCCUGGGCGCUGCAAAUGGGACCCAGGAAUCCCCCCCUGCCAAUAUCUCGGCCCCAGAUGGCUCCCCAAGGUCAUUCAUAUCUCGGUUUGAGCUCAUAUCUUAUAAUAACACAAAGUAGCCACA
Molecule: messenger RNA, 1938 nt
Organism: Sapajus apella (tufted capuchin)
Lineage: Eukaryota; Metazoa; Chordata; Mammalia; Primates; Cebidae
Gene: ANGPTL6
Product: angiopoietin like 6
Exons: 5
Coding region: 287-1687 (466 amino acids)
Source: RefSeq, a predicted model, not a curated record